UCAACCCACUCAGGACUGAGCCAACCUGUUGAGCGGAUGGUGGGUGUGGGUUUCAGUCUAUCUAGUUUAGAUCUUUACGGGUAGUUCUUUCCCAACCACAUUUCAAACGUCAAUAUUUCACUUUCUUUAUCCUAGAAAAGGCUGCAGUCAGGAUUCCUGUGUACAUGGCUUGCAUCCUCUGUGUGCCUUGUGACUGUGUCAAGUUGUCUUAUAAGGAGUUGGGCUGUUUGGAAAAAAAGUAGGUUAAAUCCACACUGUCAUGAUGAAGGCUUUGGCACUAGUUUUCUCGACACUUUUGUCCCUUGUGUUAGCAGAAGGUCAGCAGACAACAGAGAACGACCCCUUCUCUUUUGAUUAUCACAGACUUCGGGUCGGAGGUCUGAUCUUGGCAGCAGUUCUGUGUUUGAUUGGCAUCACUAUUCUCCUAAGUGGCCACUGCAGAUGCAAAUUCAAUCAGGACAAGAGGAGGAGGACAGGAAGUAACACUCAAGCGAUGCUCAGCGACACAGCAAGGGCCAGUGAAUGCUAAAAACCUGCUGACCUGAACCAGUCAGAAGAGACGUCCACCUUUAUCCCAUGUGCUGGUUUAUCAGAGGAAUCAUUUAUCUUUAAGAUGAGGAACCUGAUACGAAGGUUUUCUGUGUUUUCACUGCCUAUCUGCUCCAGAGGAGGAAGGUGAAAAUCCAUAUACCGUUAUUUUUAUGCCAGAUGUCUUUUUAAUAUCAUUUAAUAUAAAUUGAUUACCAAAAAAUGUAUAAAUAGUUUUUUUUAUCCUGUCAGUAAUUGUAUUAAAUUAUCUUGGAUGUAGGUAUGUAAGGGAAGGCUUUCAAUGUCAUUGUACUGAAUCAGUCUCAUAUGGAAUCCUUUAACCAAAUAUUACUGUAAGUUGUAGUGAAUCCAUCCAAUAUUACACUGUUGCGUUCUGUAGUAGUUUACUGUUCAGACUUGCUUUGGUAUUGAGUAACUAGUUAUAAAAGACAUGAAAAGAUCACGCUAUCAUAUUUACAUUGCAAUAUUGUCAAGUGCUUGAUUUAUUUUCAUUUCCAGACUAUUCAUCACAGACAUGCCAGUAGUAUUAAGAGUUUGUUUUUAUCUGUUUUGUGAAAAAAAGUCAAACAUACACUAAAAUAAACUAAAAGACACAAAACACCUGUA
Molecule: messenger RNA, 1155 nt
Organism: Cyprinus carpio (common carp)
Lineage: Eukaryota; Metazoa; Chordata; Actinopteri; Cypriniformes; Cyprinidae
Product: phospholemman-like
Biological process (GO): regulation of sodium ion transmembrane transporter activity
Cellular component (GO): membrane
Molecular function (GO): sodium channel regulator activity
Source: RefSeq, a predicted model, not a curated record